UGCGCAAAUAGCGCAGUAAAACAACCACGAUUACGUUCUAUAGUGGCGCGAAUCCGUUCGGUAUUUACCGGUUACAAACCCUGAGGUUACGAGGCUUACGUAACGACUAAAGAAAACUUUUCUCAGGGUCGCUUUAUUUAACUGCGCGUCUGCUACACUGCGGCGAUGUGUCUUCGCCAAGUCGGUAGAUGUCUCUAAACGCGGCAGCGUGGCCUAGUUCUUAAGGCUCUGUACAUGCGAGUUCACGGAAAUCUGCGUUUUGCUGGUGCUAAAUCUCAACCUAUAGUAUUGUAUAUAACGGGAGUGCGGUAAGCAAUCAUGGGAAAAGACAGGAAGACCAAAAAAGACAAACUGGACGAUGAUGACACCUUGGUGCAGGACAUGGACAGUCUCACCAUUACUGAAAAAGGAGGCGCCAAGAAAAAGAUGACGGUUGACACCAGUGGCGACGGCCUCAAUGACGAAGCGCCCGCCCGCAAGGGCAAGGCUAAGAAAGGCACGAACAAGCUAGACGACAGUGAUGACGAUGAGCCAGCCAAGCCUGCCAAAGGUCCAGCAGGUAAAAAGGCGAAGGGGAAGAAGGGCCGUGGCGAUAAUGACAGUGACUGGGACGAUGAUGAUGCUAAACCAGCUGCCACAAACAAGAAGGGCACGAAGGGAAAGCGUUUUGACGACAGCGACGAGGAGGAAGAGGUUGCGAAGCCGGCUGCAAAGGCGAAGAAGGGAAAGAAGAAGGCAGCCGAGGACAGCGAUGAUGAAGUCGAGCCCAUUAAACCUGUGCAAAAGGGAAAGAAGGGCAAAAAGAAAGGUGGGAAUGAGAGCGAGGACGACGAGGAGAUCGCCAAGCCUGCCAAGGGAAAGAAAGGAAAGAAGGGAGACGACAGUGAAGAUGAGGACGAGCCUGCCAAACCGGCGAAAGGAAAGAAGGGAAGGAAGAAAGGAGGUGACGACAGUGACGACGAGAACGAGGAAGAGACCAGACCGGCCAAAGGCAAGAAAGGUCGGAAAAAGGAAGACGAUAGCGAUGAGGAUGAAGACACGAAGCCUGCCGCCAAGGGAAAGAAAGGAAAAAAGAAGGCGGGAGACGAGAGCGAUGACGAGGACGACGUCAAGCCCGCCAAGGGCAAGAAGGGAAAAAAGAUGGCAGUGGGUGAUGAAAGCGACGACGAAGAAGAGGUUAAACAGCCUGCUAAAGGGAAGAAGGGGAAGAAGAAAGGAGACGAGAGUGAGGAUGAGGAGGAAGACAAGGUGCCACUCUCGAAACGGAAACAGAAGAAAGGGAAGGGCUUGCUCGAUGAAAGCGGCGAUGAGGACGACGAAAUGCCGAGUGCCCCUGCCCUGUCGAAGAAAAAGAAGAACAAGAAACAGAAGGAUUCUGAUGAUGAAGACGCGUCCAAGGCACCCAAAAAAAAGAUGGGCGGUUUCGCACUCCUUGAUGUUGGAGACGACGACGACGAUGAUGUGAAGGACGUGGACAGUGCAAAGGAAGAUGUUGAAGAGCAAGAGGAGAAGGUUGUAAAAGAGGAGAAGAAAGAGAAAAAGAAGAAGGAAAAGAAGAAAAAGAAAAACCAGGAUGAUGAUGAGCUGGAGAAGAUGCUAGAAGAGCUCACGUUGGAAAUUGAAGGCAAGAAACCACCGCCUACAAAGGAGUCUCUGGCUGCUGCUGCUGCUGCUGCUGCAACUGGUCAGGAAGGUCAAGAGGGUGAAGCCAAGGAGGCUGCAGCUGGCAAAAAAAAGAAGAAGAAAGACAAAAAGGCUGCUGCUCAGGAGGAGCCUCUUGAGGGGGUCGAGGAGGCCAAAGAGGUCAAGGACGAGGUAGCCGCACCAGCUGUUGAGUCUAAGAAGGCCAAAAAGAAAAAGAAAGACGUGGCUAAGAAAGAAGCCGAAGCCGCCACCCCUGUUGCCAGCAAGGAGGCAACACCGGCUCCUGCAGAUGGGGAGGAGCCUGCUCCCGCAGAAGGGGUCGAAGGUGCUGAGGAAGAAGUGGGUGAUGGUAAGAAGAAAAAGAAGAAGAAGGAUGAAGACGACAAGAAGAAGACAAAAAAGCCGGGCUCCAAGCAGAUUGCUGCCAUUCAAGAACACCUGAGGAAGCUCAAGGAGGAAGAGGAGCGGAGGAAAAAAGAAGAGGAGGAAAAAAUCAAGGCAGAGGAGGAAGCUGAAAGGUUGCGAGAGGAGAAGCUGAAACAGGAGCAGGAGCGCAAAGAGCGUAAGAAGCAGAAGGAGAAGGAGCGGCGGGAACGAGCCAAAGCCGAGGGGCGGCUGCUCACCAAGGCACAGAAGAUGGCACGGGCCCGCAUGGAAGCCACGCUCAAGACACUGAAGGAGCAGGGUAUCGAGGUGCCGCAGAUAGGAGAGAAAAAGGAGAAGACAACGCGCACGAUGGACCGCCGCAACAGGAAUCAGCGCAAGAAGCCUGACGAAGAGGAGAAGAAAGGUGGGGAGAGUGUUCCCCAAGUACAGCUGGAAAUUUUGGGACCAGACACCACAGCAGCCACCGAGCAAAACGAGCAGCAGAAGGAGAUGUCGCCCACAGAGCCACCUGCCGAGGAGGAGGACGACGUGAAAGACGCCUGGGACGAGACCUCUGAGGACGAGGACGACGAUGAAGAGGAGACGAUCGAGGAGAAGAUGAAGAUGGACAUCAAGGUGCAGGUCAAGACCGGAGCCCCCAAGAAGACAGAGCCCCUGAAGAAGGCCCCCCAGCCAGCCAAGAAACGGGACGAAUCUUCCUCCUCAGAGUCCGACGAGGAUGAGUCUUCGUCCGAGGAGUCCUCUGACGAAGAGAGUAGCGAAAGCGAGGAUGACAAGUCUCACACCAAGGAGAAAGUGAUAGCGAGGUUGCAGAAACAAAGGGAGGAAGCUGAGAAAAAACGUUCAGUGGACAAUCUUCGGUCACCAGUAAUUUGCGUUCUCGGGCAUGUAGACACAGGCAAAACAAAGAUCUUGGACACGAUUCGGCAUACUCAUGUCCAGGACAGUGAAGCUGGUGGAAUUACUCAACAGAUUGGUGCUACCAUGGUUCCUCUAGAUGCCAUCAAGGAACAAUGCAAGAUGGUCAAAGAGUUUUCAAACAAGGCUUUGAAGAUUCCUGGCCUCCUUAUUAUUGACACUCCCGGCCACGAGUCAUUCAGCAACCUGCGUUCGCGUGGCUCUUCACUGUGUGAUAUGGCAAUCCUGGUGGUCGACCUGAUGCACGGCCUUGAGCCACAGACAAUUGAGUCGCUCAACAUGCUGCGCUCUCGCAAGACACCCUUUGUUGUUGCGUUGAACAAGGUGGACCGGCUGUACGACUGGAAGGGCAACCGCAACAAGGACAUUACAGAUGUGCUCAAGGCCCAGUCACGAAACACUCGUCUCGAAUUUGAGGAGCGCACUCGCGAGGUUGUUCUCCAGUUUGCCGAGCAGGGCCUCAACGCCGCUCUGUUCCAUGAGAACAAGGACUUGAAAUCCUUUGUCUCCCUGGUGCCCACCUCUGCCCUGAGCGGUGACGGCAUGGGCAACCUCAUCAGCCUCAUUGUCGAUCUCACGCAGAACAUGAUGGCCAAGCGCAUAUCCUUCUCUGAGGAACUCCAGGCCACUGUGUUGGAGGUGAAAGCAAUCCCUGGCUUGGGCACCACCAUUGACGUGAUCCUAGUGAAUGGCACCCUCCGCGAGGGUGACACCAUGGUGCUUGCCGGCCAUGAGGGCCCGUUCACGACGCCCAUCCGAUCGCUGCUCAUGCCUCAGCCGCUAAAGGAGUUGAGGGUGAAGAACCCCUACCAAGAGUACAAGGAAGUGAAGGGUGCCCAGGGAGUGAAGAUUGCGGCCAAGGACUUGGAUAAGGCCAUCGCUGGCCUACAGGUCCUCAUCGCCAAGCAUCCUGACGAGGUUGAAGUGCUCAAGGAAGAAGUUGCUCGUGCACUGAAGGAGGUGAUGAGUGGCUUCAAGCUGGCUGAACGAGGUGUCUACGUCCAGGCGUCAACGCUAGGUUCUUUAGAAGCUUUACUCGAGUUUCUUAGGGUUUCUAAAAUUCCAUAUUCUGGCAUCAGGAUAGGUCCUGUUGUCAAAAAGGAUGUCAUGAAGGCUUCUAUCAUGCUGGAACAUGACACCCAGUAUGCUGUGAUCUUGGCCUUCGACGUGAAAAUAGAACGUGAUGCGCAAGAGCUGGCUGACUCCCUUGGGGUGAAGAUCUUCCAGGCCGACAUCAUUUACCACUUGUUCGACAAGUUCACUGCCUACAGGGAAGAGCUGCGCCAGAAGAAACGCGAGGAGUUCAAGUCCGUAGCCGUGUUUCCCUGCAAACUGCGCAUUUUGCCCCAGUUUGUGUUCAACUCCCGUGACCCCAUCGUUGUUGGUGUGUCUGUCGAAGCUGGCGUUGUCAAGGAAGGCACGCCGCUCUGCGUCCCCUCCAAGGAGUUCCUGGACAUUGGCAUAGUGACCACCAUUGAAGUGAACCACAAGCCUAUCGAGACUGCCCGCAAAGGCCAAGAAGUGUGCAUCAAAAUCGAGCCCCUCGGUGGAGAGGCUCCGAAGAUGUAUGGCCGGCAUUUCGACCACACUGACUUCCUCGUUAGCAAGAUAUCACGUGCUUCGAUAGACGCCUGCAAGGAGUACUUCCGAGAUGACCUCGUCAAAACAGACUGGCAGCUGAUGGUAGAACUGAAGAAAUUGUUCCAGAUCCUAUGAUCACUGUGAGACGAUGUACAAGUGCACGCUUGAGGCACUUAUGUCCCGCCCAUCGUCUCCAUCUCGGUCGGCUGACAAGCGCUCAAGAUGAAAGCUUGGGGAAAAAAGACAAAACUCGUAUGGACUGCCUGCCUGCCGCCAGCGUUUCAACCACUGUGCGGCAGUUGUGAUUUCUGAAGUGGCCAAAGGGACCGUUCUUUUGUUUCGGCUUACAGCAGCAGUGACUGUGACUGUAAUUAGCUUGCAGUUGAAAAUUUAGAGUACUACAGGCCAGCUGCCUCCCAUGCAGUGGCGUGCGUCUCGUUGCAGCGUGCAACGAUGUCAGUGAUGCGGAAGACUCAUCGCAGCAGAGAGAAUGGUGAGCGUAAGUCGAGCGCGACUUAUGGUAAGCAAGGUGCGAGACUUAAUGAGACCAUUGUUCUUGCAAAUUGUUUGUUGCACUUUUUGUAUAACAGCCACACACAUAGCCUCACUAUUACAUUCACACGGGUGGGUAGAGAUGCAUAUUUAUGAAAAGCCUGGGUAAUAAUUCUUUACUGGGAUGGUUUCUUAUUUUUCUUACCUAAUUUAAAAGCCUUAAAUCUUCCUCGUUGACACGAAAGUUGCAUUCUCACCAAGUGAAAUGUAACAGAGGGGGAUUAGGGAUAGAAAUGUUGCUACAAUGGAAGCUGCCACGUUGUUUCAAGUGUUGUCUUGUCUUAGCCUGAAUAUUUUUGUCAAUCUGUUGCAUUGUCUCCUUCGUGGCCACUCUAAACGUCUCGACAUUUCAAUAUUUCUUUUUCUUGGAACGUUUACAGGGCAAGCAUAUGUUCCUGCAGUAUUCACUGUUUCCACGCUAUCCGUGCUUUGUCUGCAGCUGGGUGAACAGAACUUUGGCCCAAUGCUUUUUUUUUUUCCGUUACUGUGAAAUGUAGCUGUCAUCCGCUGUGUGGUCUGCAAUGUUGAGAUAGGAAGCCAUUUGCAAUGUAGGACAUGGAUUUUAACCUAAUGUACUUGAAAGGCUGUGCUAGCGAUCGCAGUAUACUUGUAAAAGCAUAGUUUCCCAACUCUCUCUGGAAUUUCGUCAAACGAAAGUGCUUUUAUAAACCCUGUUUUGAGGUUAUUGUUGGUGUUGAAGGAGUUCUUUCUAUUUGCUUGCUUACAUUGCAAGCUCCUAAAAUUGAUGAUUCAAGAACAAAUACAGUUAAAGUCAGCAUUUUAAUUUUAAGAUCAUGAGGUUUCAUACUGUUCUGAAACACUUCGAAUGUGUUUGACACUUCGAAUGAGUCAACGAAUGGAUUACCAUUAAAAAGAAAACAUCAGAUUGAACCCUGCAGACAUGCGAGAAAAUGUGUUGAGAAAAUUGUUGCUAGAAAAAUGAGGGAUUUGUUUUGAAAGCAUGCGAAUAAAUUC
Molecule: messenger RNA, 6057 nt
Organism: Rhipicephalus sanguineus (brown dog tick)
Lineage: Eukaryota; Metazoa; Arthropoda; Arachnida; Ixodida; Ixodidae
Gene: eIF5B
Product: eukaryotic translation initiation factor 5B
Exons: 21
Coding region: 319-4665 (1448 amino acids)
Molecular function (GO): GTPase activity; translation initiation factor activity; GTP binding
Source: RefSeq, a predicted model, not a curated record